Messenger RNA from Plasmodium vivax (malaria parasite P. vivax), 1716 nucleotides. RefSeq names its product PST-A protein. Gene Ontology annotation, molecular function: lipase activity. The coding region runs from base 1 to 1716 and encodes 571 amino acids. Gene Ontology annotation, cellular component: membrane. The record is from RefSeq and is a predicted model, not a curated record. The transcript has a single exon. NCBI's taxonomy places the organism in Eukaryota, Apicomplexa, Aconoidasida, Haemosporida, Plasmodiidae.
AUGGUAGAGCGCGAUUCAUAUAUCACUGCAGAAAAUAUAACGAGAACGAAGUUUGAUGAAACAUCUACGCAGUUUGAUGAAGCGGUCGAGCGGAUAAAUGGAACAUCCGUGCGACUAGAUGGAGCACCCACGCUUGAUUCUUUUUAUAAUAAGGACGGUUUAUUAUUGAGAACAUACGGGUGGCUAGUAAAAAAUGCUAUAGGUAUUAUAAUACUAAUACACGGCUUAAAUUCGCACGUUAGGUUUUCUUUUUUAAGACAUAACGUUGAUAUAGUAAAUUAUGACAAGGCUUUGUUAAAAGAUGAAAAUAAUUAUUACGUUUACAAGGAUAGUUGGAUAGAACACUUUAACAAAUGUGGAUAUUCAGUCUAUGGUAUAGAUUUGCAGGGUCAUGGACAAUCUGAAGGAUGGGGGAAUUUAAAGGUUAAUGUAAAACAGUAUGACGAUUUGGUGUAUGACGUGAUGCAAUACAUUCAUGAAAUUCAUGACAAAGUGAGUUCAUAUGGUGAUAAAUCGGGAGAUUCAUCAUCAUCUGGUGACGAAAGAUGUGAAGAGGUACCCACAGUUAGUAACAGAAACCGUGGCACAUUCUUAUCUGUCAAGGAAGCAGGUGAGGAAUCGGAACCGAGCGGCAAAAAUAAAGGCAAAUCGUCAAGCGGUAAAAAAGGUGAUAAAUCGUCAAGCGAUAAAAAAAGUGAUAAAUCGUCAAGCGGAAAAAAAGGUGAUAAAUCGUCAAACGAUAAAAAAAUUGAUAAAUCGUCAAGCGACAAAAAAGGUGAUAAAUCGUCAAGCGACAAAAAAAUUGAUAAAUCGUCAAACGCAAAAAAAAUUGAUAAAUCGUCAAGCGGCAAAAAAAGUGAUAAAUCGUUAAUUGUCCAAAAAAGUGAUAAAUCGUCUAGUAGUAAAAAGGACUAUAGAUCCUCUACUAGCCAAUUGAGUGAUGAUUGUAGUAGCAAACAUAGUGAUGGGUCUAGUAGCCAAAUAAGUGAUAAAUCGCCUACUAAAAGAAAAACUAAUAAGUUACUGUCCAUUGCCGAUGCAGGGGGUGAAAUGAUAUUUAAAAAAAAAAAAAAGAAAAAAGCCCUCCCCACUUAUAUUAUUGGACAAUCGAUGGGAGGAAAUAUCGCUUUAAGGACUUUACAAUUACUGGGAAAAUCGAAUGAUGAGAGAAAUAAGAGAUUAAAUAUUAAGGGGUGUAUAUCAUUGUCCGGGAUGAUUUCCAUUGAACUAAUGGCAGCAUCUCCGCGUUCCUAUAAAUAUAGUUGCUUCUAUUUGCCAUUUUUCAAGUUGUUUUCCUGUUUUUUCCCAAGAUAUCGGCUUAUAAAUAAUAUGCGUUACAUAAGGUAUAAAUAUAUGAAUGAUGUGGCUCGGUUCGAUAAAAUUCGUUAUAAGAAAGGAAUAACAAGUAGAUUUGGAUAUGAACUUUUAAAAGCAAUGAAAAUUUUAGACAGAGAUAUGAUUUACAUCCCCAAGGAUAUUCCCAUUUUGUUUAUCCAUUCGAAGGAUGACACUUUAUGUUAUUAUAGAGGAGUUGUAUCAUUUUUUAACAGACUAAAGAAUGACAAUAAGGAGCUGCACAUUUUAGAAAAUAUGGAACACAUGUUGACCAUCGAGCCUGGAAAUGAAAACGUUUUAAAAAAGAUUUUGACUUGGCUCACCAAUUUGCCGAACGCAAUAAGGGACACGAAAUGGAAUUUCGAAGAAAGGGGUUUAUAA